AUGCGGUGCCAGAGAACAAAGCCGGCGUGGAAUACCGCUCUCGCCACAAUUCGCUCACAACAACACAACCGUCGGUGCUUUGCCAGCGCCUCACCCGUCAUCGCUUCGUCGAGAAAUCACCGAGUCGUCGUCGUUGGCGCGGGAACGGCCGGCAUAGCCGUGAGCCAUCAGCUACUUCGGUCCGGAGAAUUUGGCCCGGAGGAUGUUGCGAUUGUUGACCCUGCCGUGUGGCACCAUUACCAACCUGGUUGGACUCUUGUUGGAGGCGGGCUGAAGAACAAGCAAGACUUGCGCCGAAAACUUGCCGAUUUGAUGGACCCCAAGCUCAAAUUCUACAACUCCAGCGUGGCAUCCGUUACUCCUGGCGAUAAUUUUGUGACCCUGAGGGAUGGCGACAAGCUGACCUAUGAGCAGCUGGUGGUUGCGCCUGGUCUCAGCAUAAAUUAUGGACAAAUCGAGGGCCUUCACGACGCUCUCUAUGACCCGGAAUCCCCAGUCUCAACAAUUUACAACUAUGACACCUGCGACAAGGCCUUCCGAACCGUCGAACGGCUGACCAAGGGAAACGCCAUCUUCACCCAGCCCGCUGGCGUUAUCAAGUGUGCCGGUGCGCCGCAGAAAGUCAUGUGGUUGGCUUUGGACUACUGGAAGCGUGCCGGCCUCUACUCGCCAAAUUCGCCAUCUAGCUCGGCCAUCACGAUUAGUUUUGCCACUGGCCUGCCUGCCAUGUUUGCCGUGCCCAAGUAUGCUGCCAAGCUGGAAGAGCUGCGAAAAGAGAGGGGGGUCGAGGGGCUAUUCCAGCACGAUUUGGUUGCCAUCAACGGCAAUGUAGCGACGUUUGCCCGUCCCAACGGAGAAGCCGCCGUCACCAAAGAGUUUCACUUGCUGCACGUUGUUCCAAAGAUGGGCGCUCCGACGUUUAUCAAGGACAGCGGCAUCGGGAAUGACGCCGGCUACGUGGAUGUCGACGACCACAGUCUGCGCCACAGGAAAUACCCCAACAUUUGGUCUGCGGGUGACGCUUCAAGUUUGCCAACCUCUAAGACUGCUGCGGCGGUGACGUCGGAGGCCCCCGUGCUGGUUCGAAAUCUGCUCCAAGUGCUUCAAGGUAAACAGCCAGACGCAGCCUAUGACGGUUACACGUCCUGCCCUCUUUUGACCGAGUACGGCAAGGUACUCCUCGCAGAGUUCAAAUACGGUGGAGAACCCAAGGAGACAUUCGAUGAUUGGUUGGGGAUUGACCAGGUUGAACCUCGUCGUGCCUUUUAUCAUCUAAAGAAGGACUUUUUCCCUUGGGUCUAUUAUGCCUCCAUGGUCCGGGGAACAUGGGGCGGCCCAAAGGGAUGGAUCAAUUAG
This is a messenger RNA of Metarhizium brunneum ARSEF 3297, 1356 nucleotides long. Its product is annotated as Sulfide:quinone oxidoreductase. The record is from RefSeq and is a predicted model, not a curated record. Gene Ontology annotation, cellular component: mitochondrion. Lineage: Eukaryota; Fungi; Ascomycota; Sordariomycetes; Hypocreales; Clavicipitaceae. Gene Ontology annotation, molecular function: sulfide:quinone oxidoreductase activity; FAD binding.